Messenger RNA from Penicillium roqueforti, 1353 nucleotides. Its product is annotated as aminoglycoside phosphotransferase family protein. The coding region runs from base 1 to 1353 and encodes 450 amino acids. The record is from RefSeq and is a predicted model, not a curated record. The transcript is spliced from 5 exons. Gene Ontology annotation, cellular component: mitochondrion. Lineage: Eukaryota; Fungi; Ascomycota; Eurotiomycetes; Eurotiales; Aspergillaceae.
AUGAAUGAGACCGAGAGUAUCACAGAUUCAAUGCAUGGCCUUGAGGCGCUCAAUCGGUUUACCUCAGGUCGUUGGCUUUGGAACGAGCGACAGCAGCUUGCCUGUCGUCAUGUCAAAUUCGACCACUCAACGCUUCUGAAAGUAGCUGCCUCUGCGGUCGGAUCGAAAGCAUGCACUCACGUGUUAAAGAUCUCCGAGGGCCAAUAUAACAAAUUGUUUCAGCUUACCAUAGACGAUAGACGCGACAUUAUUGCGAAACUUCCAAAUCCCAAUGCAGGCAGACCACACUUCACGACAGCUAGUGAGGUUGCAACUAUGGAUUUCCUGAGGAACUUUCUGAACCUUCCUGUUCCGAGAGUGUACGCAUGGAGUUCUCGAGCACCAGAGAACCCUCUCGGGGCAGAGUACAUCAUCAUGGAGAAGCAGUCCGGCGUGGUACUUAACGAUCUUGUUGAUAUUGAAAGGCGACUGGCAGCUACAAAAUUCUCCAAGUUCGGGUCGUUGUACUAUAAAGAUGACCUUCCUGACAAUUCCGAUUCUACAUCGCCCCUAUACCUUGAUUCAACUGGGAACGAAGUGCGAAGCAAAACGUUUACCAUUGGACCGACUAAUCACCGUUCUUUCUUUGACUUCGGGAGAGGCGAGUUGGAUAUUGAGCGUGGUCCAUGGUCAACAGUCAUAAGAUUUAUGAUGGCUAUUGCGCAGAGGGAAAUUGCAACUGCAAAGGCAGGUCUUCGGUAUCCCUUAAUGCCCGAAGGUCUUUUCUCUGGACCCGGACAAUACCAGCCUAGCCUCUCCAAAAAGCUCCCCUCGUUGCAAAACUACCUUAAGGUGGCACCUUAUGUUCUCCCAGAAAACAAAGCCACCCACGCCUCGGUUUUAUGGCACGGCGAUCUCCAUGCUCAGAAUAUAUUUGUCGACCCGGCAGACCCAAGCCGUAUCGUGGGAAUUAUCGACUGGCAGUCCGUUAUUGUGGUUCCGGGAUUAGUUUUAAUGGACUACCAGCCGCUCCUCAACAGCCUGCUGAGAGAUGUCGAGAAGGAAUGGGCACAUAUUAUUGGCGCUGGACGGGAUGGCAGAUCUCCUGGAACGCCAUUCCCGCUACAGUUCUCGGACGAAGAAAUCCAGCAGCAGGAGCAGGGUGGCGAGCUGUGGGCCCAAGGUGUUGAACUCAUGAAUGCAUUCGUUGACGACACUGGCUGUUUCAAGCAUUGGGGUGGUAGGGUUAGCGAUGUAGAUUAUGAAAAAUCCAGGAGAGAGCUAGACGAGGGGGUGAAGAGGUUCUUGGACCGUGAAGCCAGGAAUGAUGAAGAACGCAGGGAGUGGCUCAAAGCCCUAUUGUUCGUGGAUUAA